Molecule: messenger RNA, 2665 nt
Organism: Electrophorus electricus (electric eel)
Lineage: Eukaryota; Metazoa; Chordata; Actinopteri; Gymnotiformes; Gymnotidae
Source: RefSeq, a predicted model, not a curated record
UCGCCUGUGUGGCACCCGACGUGCUGCUACGUGAGGGGCAGCGAUACGGAGUGACGAGGUUUACGCUACCGUGUCGAUACAGAGUUUGGAGAUUAACGCUACCGUGUCGAUACAGAGUUUGGAGAUUAACGCUACCGUGUCGAUACAGAUUCACAAGAUUACCGUUACAGUGUCGAUACAGAGUUAGGAGAUUAACGCUACCGUGUCGAUACAGAUUCACAAGAUUACCGUUACAGUGUCGAUACAGAUUGACGGCAUUAACGUUAGUGUCGAUACAGAGUGACGAGAUUAAUGUUACAGUGUUGAUGCAGAUUGACAUGAUUAAUGCUACAGUGUUGUUUUGUGGCGAGGAAUUUACUCACGAAACCAUGAAAAAAUCCGAAAUGAAACAAACCUCGAUUCAGAGUAACGGCCGCGUCAGCAAGUCCAGGGCGGUUUGCAGCGUCUGCAGUCGCAUGUUCCGAGAGCCCAAACUUCUCCCUUGUCUCCACACGUUUUGCGCCGACUGUAUUCGGCAGAUCGAGCCGUUUUCUGCACCGAAGGUUGACGGUAAGAGCACGCCGCUGGGAGCCGAGGGUCUCGCGGGAGACCGCAACUCUGUGACGGUUCUGUGUCCUGAGUGCGAUUCGGAGGUAGACCUGCCAUCAUCCGGCGUGGACAGCCUCACCACAGACCACCUCGCCCUCGACGAGGUUUUCAUGGAGACCCUCCUCAUCGAGAGCAGCGUGUCGUGCGACUUGUGCAGCGACGGGGAGGCAGGCCAGCGUUGCGAGGUGUGCUCCGUCAACCUCUGCAAGUUCUGUAGUCAGGCGCACAGGAGACAAAAGAGGACGUCCAGCCACUCCAUCCACAGCCUGGAGGAUCUGAAGGCACAGGGACAUCUCUCUAGGCCUGUCCUGUGCUCUGUGCACGCGGGCCAGGAGUUACGGCUCUUCUGUGAGCCCUGUGACCUGCCAGUUUGCCGAGAGUGCGCUGCAGCGUUCCACCGGGAACACCGGUGCCGCCCCACCCACGACGUCAUCAAUCACCAUGGCGAUCGUAUCCGGGCACUGGUCUCCGGGAGCCUGCGUCCUCGCCUUGGCCGCCUGGAGGAGGCUCUGAGGCGCGUGGACACGUCCCAGGGCGCCCUGCAGAGGCACGCCAAGAUGCUGGCGAGCGAGAUACGGGCGUUUGCGCAAGGCUAUGCCACCGCCGUGGAGGCGCACUGCAGCUCGCUGUUGCGCGCCUUGGAGGACCUGCGGCUCCAGCGCAGCAACCAGCUCCACCUGCAGAGGGCGCAGCUGCUGCAGUCCCUGGCCGACACCGGCGGUGCUGUGGACUUCGCUGAGCGCCUGCUCACGUGCGGCUCAGAGGCCGAGAUACUCGACGCCAAGGGCGUCACCGUGAGGAGGCUAAUUACCCUGCUGGAGUCCGGUUACGACCCCCAGCCGGACACGGUGGCCCACGACGACGGGAGCGGCAUCUGUUUUUUGCCACAGCGAUGCGCGGGUCAGGUGGAGGGCUUCCCCAUGGUGGGGGUCCUCCAUGCCAAGACGACAGACCCCAGCAAAUGCGUCGUCCAGGGAGAAGAUAUUUCUACAGAAUGUCUCUGGUUCCUGGAUACUCUGUUUACCCACGUGCCUAGACAGAUGAUUCUGUGGUGCCACGAACGUGUGGAGUCCAGCUGUAGCGCCUCCCUUUUUGCAAUGGGUGAAAUUGGUCUGCCCCCAUGUGCUCUGCUCAGGGCUGUAUUACCUACAGGUGUCCAGCAGGGGGCGGAGGGCCAAAGGGGAGAGUUCACACUGAUCUGCAAGGACUCCGCAGGAGAGCUGAUGGGUACAGGAGGAGAUGCUGUCCUCGUCAGCGUAGUUCACACAGAGCAGAAAGACUGCAGGGUGGAUGCGACAGUGGUGGACAACGGUGACGGUUCGUAUGCCGUCUCUUACCUGCCCGAGGUGUCUGGGUCCUACUCGGUGUGGGUGUGUGUGAAAGCUCAGCACGUCAAGGGCUCGCCGUUCUCGCUGACAGUCCGGCCCAAGUUCCGGCGUCACCACGGAAUCUUCCACUGCUGCUCAUUCUGCUCCAGCAAGGGCGCUAAAGAGGCGCAGUGUGGCUGCCCGGGCACCAUGCCAGGAGGGUUCCAGGGCUGUGGUCAUGGCCAUAAAGGUCACCCAGGAAAGGAUCACUGGUCUUGCUGUGGAAGUCUGGUGAAGAAGUCUGAGUGUCUGCACGGCCGUGAGCCAGGCUCACCCCAUGGACGUGUCCGGACCGUCGAGCUCUGACGGAGCGGUCACAACACACUUUCUUUUCGCCACACACACCUGCGUAAUGAGAGGUGGCGAGUCUGUUUUUGAAAAUCAGCUGGAACGUCUGUACACUGAAUACCACAGUUGGAGUGGACUGACCGGUUCUGUGACUCAGCCAAAGCUUUUGAAGGAACUACUCAUAAACACGCGUUAAACCUUUUAAACAGCACAAGUAGAUAUUACACACCCCGUGUAGCAGAAGGAAUUUAACAGGACUGCUUUACAAUUAUUUCCUAAAACUUGGAACUCUUCAGUACUGUCAUUUAUCUAAAAAUCACUACCAAAAUGUGCUAUAUUACAUUCUAUUUUGUUUUUAGACGCAUUAAUUUUGGGGGUUAAUAAACUAGCAUUGCAGUGUUAGUGUGGAGAGAUCUAGUCUA